AUGCUCGUCCACGAGACGACAAUGCUCGCACAUUCUCCUGCAACAAGACGCGCAGCGACAAAGAGCACGAGUCAGAGCCGCUCUGGACGCUCGACGCCGUCUGCGUCUCCCUCGCGGCCGGCAAGCCCCCCACAGCGUGUAGAACAAGCAUUUACUCUCUCUACAAACGGUCACUCAGCUCCGUGGCUCACGCUCAGAGUCAGAAGUAACGCCAGCCCACCUAAAGCGCAUCCGCUAUACUUUGACCGCGACAUUGUCGAGGGUUCAGUUGACCUAGAUCUUGCGGAAAACGCGACUACAAUUCAUGGGAUUGUCGUAUUCGUUCGCGGCCAGGUUUACUCGGUUGGAGCAGACCAAUCUCCCUUUCUAGAGCUCUCCCAGACGCUGUGGACGUCGUCUAUGGGCCAUCCUCACGACCCGGGUGUACGCCACUCUGCCUUUAGUGGCAAGCUCUCCGGGUCGUAUUCAUGGCCAUUCUCGAUACCUCUACCGACUCAGAUUGUCGUCAACGACAACCAUGGUCGACCGGUAUCUGUGCCACUCCCACCGACGUUUGCGCCCAAAGGCCACUCGACGUUUAUUGACUACAAGAUUCAAGUCCUUAUCCAAAGAGGAUCUCUCAGGGUCGAUAAUACGCUAACGACGUCGUUUGUCUAUCUCCCCCGAGCCCGAGCCCCGCGGCCUUCGCCGCUCCUAGAAUCUGCGUAUCAGAACCAUCACCCGAUACUUGGUCCCUCGCUCGAUCCAGAAGGGUGGGACUCUCGACCGCCUCGCGUUGUCCACGGAAUGCUCUUUGGCGCUCGAAGAGCUUCGCUAGAAUGCACUCUCGCCGUCUCCCAGCCCACACGGCAGCUGGCCGCCGACAGAAGGCACUCGGACACGUAUGAAUCUGGCUCUCAGCAGCGAAUAUACGCCCGUGACUGUGUGAUACAUCUCCACGUCACACUAGAGUCCUACGACACCCAGCUCCUCGACUUUCUGGGUGCAUCCGCCAUCAAAGUCGCUCUCGUCCAGAGCACGCGCACACAGCUCAUCGAGUCGAGUAGUCACCCACAUACUGUUCACAAGCUGCACAAACUCCAAGCAGACGGAGAGCACGAAGAAGUUGCCGUCCAGGGUUCAUGCUGGCCCUCGUCGUCGUCCGGCAUAUCCUCCACCACGAGCAAUGCCAAUCAACGGCACUUUGAUGCAGAAAUUAUCGUCCGAAAGGAUCUCAAGCCCUCAUUUAGCUUCCCCUCCUUAUCUCUCCAAUACACUAUUCAGCUCUGGUUCGAAGCAAAAGGAUUCGCACCCCUCCAGAAAGGCCCCGUGUAUUCAGAGCCAGUCACCAUUGUCACUGAUCGUCCGAGGGGUCCAUCACCGCAUUCCUUGAGGCUUCCGUAUUCGUCGCAAUGA
Messenger RNA from Serendipita indica DSM 11827, 1395 nucleotides. The record is from the annotation of a GenBank genome assembly. Lineage: Eukaryota; Fungi; Basidiomycota; Agaricomycetes; Sebacinales; Serendipitaceae.